UCAUAAACCCUCAAAAAACCCUUUCACUUUGUGGGCGAUGUCCUCUAGAGCCUAAAACCCUUCACAUCAAAAUCCCCAACCUCAAAAAACGCGACCAUGAGCUCCUUCAGCAGCACCACCAACUUCGACAACCUCAUGCUCCAAACCCUCAUGGGCCGCCUCCAAAUCCGACCCCCACCCACCACCACCUCCACCACCACCUCCACCGCCGCCCACAACCACGCCUUCCUCUCCCAAACCCUCGAAGACCUCCUCUUCGACGCCGCCAACUUCUCCCCCGACGACGACGAGAGCAAGACCCAGCUCGCCCGAGAAGAAUCCAAGCUCGAGAGGGACAUCAUCCGCGUCAUCCUCACCGGCAGCACCGACUCCCUCAAGCCCAAUUCCGGCCAGGCCGUCACGGUCGGCGAGCACCACAUUUGCGUCGGGUUCCACGAGGAAACGGGUUCGGAUUAUCGGGUCUGGGAGUGGCACGGUCAUAUUAUGCUCUUUGAUGAAGAGAAUGGUUACACGCCUGAGUAUAUUUAUGGGAAUUACUUUGAGAGAUUGGCUGGGAAGCGCGGCGGUGGCGGUGGCGGUGAGGAGGUGAAGGAGGAGGAAGAAGAGGAGGAGAAAGAGGUGGUGGGGAAUAUGGGGCUAAGGGAGUUGAUUGAUGGUGUGGAGGAUUCGGGUCAGGUGAGGAUUGUUCAUCGGAAUAUCAAUGCCAAUGCCGGUUCUACAACUACUACAAGGAUUUAGUUGAGACGAAAGGCCUAGGUCACCCAUAAGCAGUUUGGAAUGUUAAUGAGCGAGCUGCAUUGAGCUUCUUGUUGCCUUUGGUACUGGAAGUUUGGGAUCAAGAUUGUUUAUCAGUUUACAUGGCGCCUGUAUGCUGCUUUCUCUAGUUUUUCUUGGGAUUUCCAAUACUUGUGGACAGUACAAAAGAAUGGAAAGAAUGGAAAGAAUGUAUUGUGAAACAUAUAAUCUCUUUAUGUAGUUUGUUAGCAGUUUUGACAAACGACUGCAUAAUCUCUUAUAUCUUACUAUCUUUUACAAUACCUGCCAUAAUGCUGAUGGAAUAGUAUAUCCCAGAAGUGUUACGGUUUUUCCUUUCACAUUGUCUUCCAGAGUGAUAGAAAUAGUACCACAAUGGCAAGCUCUCCUGCA
Molecule: messenger RNA, 1146 nt
Organism: Argentina anserina (silverweed cinquefoil)
Lineage: Eukaryota; Viridiplantae; Streptophyta; Magnoliopsida; Rosales; Rosaceae
Exons: 2
Coding region: 97-738 (213 amino acids)
Source: RefSeq, a predicted model, not a curated record